Phragmites australis (common reed) is the source of this 1531-nucleotide messenger RNA. Its product is annotated as large ribosomal subunit protein uL4z-like. NCBI's taxonomy places the organism in Eukaryota, Viridiplantae, Streptophyta, Magnoliopsida, Poales, Poaceae. Gene Ontology annotation, biological process: translation. Gene Ontology annotation, molecular function: structural constituent of ribosome; RNA binding. The record is from RefSeq and is a predicted model, not a curated record. Gene Ontology annotation, cellular component: cytosolic large ribosomal subunit; ribosome. The coding region runs from base 68 to 1282 and encodes 404 amino acids. The transcript has 2 exons.
CCCGCCUCCACCCUUUCUACGCCGCCGCCGAAGCCGCGCCGCACCGCCGAAGCCGCCGCCGCCGCAAAUGGCCGCCGCCGCUCGACCCCUGGUCUCCGUGAGGCCCCUGGAGGGCGACAUGGCCACGGACUCCGCCGGCGCCCCGCUGCCCGACGUCCUCCGCGCGCCGAUCCGCCCCGACAUCGUCCGCUUCGUCCACAAGCUCCUGUCCUGCAACAGCCGCCAGCCCUACGCUGUGUCGCGCCGCGCUGGCCACCAGACCUCCGCCGAGUCCUGGGGCACAGGGCGUGCGGUCUCCCGUAUCCCCCGUGUUCCAGGCGGUGGUACCCACCGCGCCGGCCAGGGAGCAUUCGGCAACAUGUGCCGGGGCGGACGCAUGUUCGCGCCCACCAAGAUCUGGCGCCGCUGGCACCGCCGCGUCAACGUGCACCUCCGCCGCGUUGCCGUCGCAUCUGCCCUCGCCGCCACCGCCGUCCCAUCCCUCGUACUCGCCCGCGGCCAUCGCGUCGAGUCCGUCCCCGAGCUCCCUUUGGUCGUCUCCGACUCCGCCGAGUCCAUUGAGAAGACCGCCCAGGCCAUCAAGAUCCUCAAGCAGCUCGGUGCCUACGCUGAUGCCGAGAAGGCCAAGGAUUCGGUUGGCAUCCGCCCUGGCAAGGGGAAGAUGCGCAACCGCCGCUACAUUAACCGCAAGGGUCCCCUCAUUGUCUACGGCACCGAGGGCUCCAAGAUCGUCAAGGCUUUCCGCAACCUCCCUGGCGUUGAUGUUGCCAAUGUGGAGCGCCUUAACCUGCUCGACCUCGCCCCUGGUGGCCACCUUGGCCGGUUCGUGAUCUGGACCGAGUGCGCGUUCAAGAAGCUGGACGAGGUGUACGGGACCUUCGAAACGCCAUCGGUAAAGAAGAAGGGUUUCGUGCUCCCGAGGCCUAAGAUGGCCAACGCUGAUCUGUCCAGGCUCAUCAACUCGGACGAGGUGCAGUCGGUGGUGAAGCCCAUCAACAAGGAGGUGAAGCGCAGGGAACCUAGGAAGAACCCGCUGAAGAAUAUGGCCGCUGUGCUCAAGCUGAACCCGUACUUUGGGACUGCACGCAAGAUGGCAGCCCUUGCUGAGGCAGCGCGUGUCAAGGCCAGGAAGGAGAAGCUUGACUCCAAGAGGACCAAGCUCAGCCCAGAGGAGGCUUCAAAGGUCAAGGCUGCUGGAAAGGCGUGGUACAAGACCAUGAUCUCCGACAGUGACUACACAGAGUUUGAGAACUUCUCCAAGUGGCUUGGUGUUACACAGUGAUCUUCUGAUCGAAGCUUUAGUAGCUUAUUAUCACUUUAAGUCAGGAACUAUGAUUUUGGUUACUGUUAUCUUAUGUCAUUUGUUAUUGGGAGUUUCAGACAUGGUAUGUCGUUUUGCUAGUUGUUUGUCGCCGGACCUUUACUUCCAUAUACCUUUUAUGAGACAGCAUAUGGCAUAUUUCAACACUAAUUGGUGCCGUCUUUUGUGGGCGUAUUGGUUGACUUUAUUAUAUUUUCAUGUUUACUCUUA